Messenger RNA from Seminavis robusta, 1026 nucleotides. The record is from the annotation of a GenBank genome assembly. NCBI's taxonomy places the organism in Eukaryota, Bacillariophyta, Bacillariophyceae, Naviculales, Naviculaceae.
AUGAGACUCUCUUGCUCUGCUAUCCUCUUGCUGAGCUGCCAUGGCCUUCAAGAGACGGCUGGUUUUCAGCUUGGGCGUCCCUAUUAUCGCCAUUACCACCAAAAGGUCCAUCGCCGCCUCUUGGCCAGUGUGAUGGAAGAUACACUGAUUGAAGAAGAACAAAUGACACGAUACAUUGCCGAAAUCAAUCGCUUUCAAGAUCUGGCAGUAUCCACCUACGAGCAGCAGCACAAAGAAUUGAACAAUAUUGCCGCCGCGCUUGAAUCCAUACGGACCGGAGAGCCCAUUACCGAUUGGGAAGAAACUGUCAUUCCCGUAGCGACACCCACACGUCAAGAAAACGGGUGGACCCAACCUCGAGCCGAAACAAGGGCUCCAGCGUGGCCACCAGUUGCACAACAACCAGUCUAUGAACCACCACCACCGCCACCACCAGUCACUGCCAUUCCACCGCCACCACCACCACCGACAAUUUCGGCAGUUCCACCUCCUCCACCGCCACCACCCGUCUCUGCUGUUCCACCGCCAGUUCCACCUCCUCCUUUGCAAGUUGAUUCCACAACAAUACCCACAGCAAUGGCAGACUUGACAGGAGUUACCUUUCAAUUGGAAGAAUUGGAGGACCGAGAAUCCUGCUCCACAGAACUCACACUGGAAACCGACAACACGGUAACAUUGGGCGACACUGAUGGACCUCUGUUUAGCCAGGCCACUGGGACCUGGUCCGUGUAUCAUUCCAAAGAAGAAGAAGAACAAGAAGAACUUCUCUUUGACAUGUCCAUUACACGAACGUUUGAUGCCGGUCAGAAAUCUACCGAUAUGGGUGAAUUUACCUUUUCCGUCGAUCGCAUGUAUUUGGGAGAUGUCACCAAAGUGGGAGAUCGAUUGGCCGUGACGGGAACGAUACAUUUGGUGGAUGAACUGUUGGGAGAUGAAAAAAUUGGAUUCUUCAACAUGAUUGACAAUCGAGAAGAGAGCGACGAAGAUAAACAAUUCUUGUACGGACGCCGUGUGCAGACGGGGUAG